This is a messenger RNA of Saitoella complicata NRRL Y-17804, 3015 nucleotides long. RefSeq lists its product as uncharacterized. Gene Ontology annotation, molecular function: chitin binding. The transcript is spliced from 4 exons. NCBI's taxonomy places the organism in Eukaryota, Fungi, Ascomycota, Saitoellomycetes, Saitoellales, Saitoellaceae. The coding region runs from base 1 to 3015 and encodes 1004 amino acids. The record is from RefSeq and is a predicted model, not a curated record.
AUGAAGCUCAAACCCGACAUUAUCUCCUACAUUCUCUUCACCACAGCCGCGGUUGGUGGUGUCCGUGCACUCAAGUUCCCCCACCGUGACCUCCCGUGUGGAACUGUCGAUGGAGGCGAUACCGUCAUCUGUCCCCGCGGCCAAAUCUGCGAACUAGCUCUCUCCCCCAGCCUCAAAACCUGCCACCCCUCCCCCCCAACUCUCCUCCAACCCCGCUCAGCCCCCGUGACAUACUCGACCGACGGCUCCUGUGGCCCCGCGAAUGGAAAUACGGUAUGUGAUCCGAACGCGAUGGGAUACACUGGCACGUGUUGUUCGGAGUAUGGAUGGUGUGGGGAUGGGGAUGCUUAUUGUGCGGUGUCGAAUGGGUGUCAUACUGGGUUUGGGACGUGUACGAUGGUACCGACGACGGAUGGAACUUGCGGGCCGGAGGUUACUUGUCAGGGAUGGCCUCAGGGCGAAUGUUGUUCUGAGUAUGGGUGGUGUGGGGAUACGGAUGCUCACUGUCUUGUCGCGAAUGGAUGUCAGAGUGGGUGUGCUGAUGGUUCGUCGCCCACUUCGACUACGACCAUGAAUAUGCCUCCGGCUACCUCGACGGCUGCUGCUCCCGCUUCUACGAUGAAGGCUACUACUGAUGGUACCUGUGGACCUGAUGUUUCUUGCGAGGGAUGGCCUCAAGGAACAUGUUGUUCAGAGUACGGCUGGUGCGGCAACACCGACGCUCACUGCCUCGUCUCCAACGGUUGCCAGAACGGAUGCACCGAUGGUUCUCUUACUACGAUCUCCUCGACGUCGACUGCGCCUGCGACUACUAUGGCGGUGACUACGGAUGGAACUUGUGGUCCUGAUGUUUCCUGCGAGGGAUGGCCUGAGGGGACUUGUUGCUCUCAGUAUGGGUAUUGUGGGAACACGGAUGCACACUGUCUCGUCUCCAACGGAUGUCAAAAUGGAUGUAUCUCCCCAAGCUUCACCUCGACCAGCCCUACUACAUCUGCGUCAUCGAUUAGUGGGAGCACGGCGCUACCGAGCGGGUACACGUAUACUACUGAUGGUUCUUGUGGUGGUACUGUUAUGUGCGGUGAUUGGCCUCAGGGAGGGUGUUGUUCCCAGUACGGAUACUGUGGAGACACGGAUUUGCAUUGUCUUACCUCGAAUGGAUGUCAGUUGAACUGCACGGACUCGACCACUUCUGGUCCUACCUCGUCUUCCACCGCAACUGGCGGCGAAGGCACGAUCUCGGGUCCGCAGGGAAGUGGUGAAAGUGCAAGCCCUGAUGCUUCUGUCACCACUGACGGAACUUGUGGUGCCAUGUACAACUACACCGUCUGUGGCGACUGGGCCGGUCCGGGAAGUUGUUGUUCCAUGUAUGGUUUCUGUGGUGAUACCUCCGCUCACUGCGGUGCUGGUUGUCAAUCCGGAAACUGCACCAGCGAACCCGAUACAUUUUACCAGCCUGUUCCUGCUCCUCAAGCCACCGGUGCCGCUGCCGGUUCGUUCGAGAUUGUUGGGAUGAGUGGAGCACCGGCGAUGCAUGCGGGUGUUAUGCCGAACGGGAAGGUUAUUUUCUUGGAUAAGGUUGAGAAUUAUACGCAGGUCAAGUUGAGUGAUGGGCAGUAUGCGUAUUCGACCGAGUAUGACUUGGAGACGAAUACGUAUUUGCCGUUGCAGUAUGAGACGAACGCAUUUUGUUCUGGUGGUGCGUUCUUGCCGAAUGGUGUGUGGGUCUCCGUUGGUGGUAAUGCGCCGUUGUCUGAUAUUGACCCUACCGUCGGUGAUGGAUUCACAGGUAUUAGGUAUCUCGACCGCACGGAUGAUUCGCAUGCCGGUCAGCCCUGGUCUGAGCCGGGAAACAAGUUGAGUACGGCCAGGUGGUAUCCGACGGUUCAGACACUUCCAGAUGGGAGGUUGUUUGUCUGUUCUGGGAGUUUGAAUGGACUUGAUCCAACUGUCUCCAGCAACAAUAACCCGACUUGGGAGGUUUUGAGUGCGGAGGGAAUCAGUACUGGCGAGUCGGUUCCGAUGGAUUUGUUGAUCAAGGCUCAGCCUUAUUACAUGUACCCAUUCAUCCACGUACUCAAGAGCGGAAACCUCUUCGUCUUCGCCAGCAAAUCCAGUGAGAUCUUCGACGUCGACACCAAUGCCACCGUCAAGUCCCUCCCUGACCUCUCUGGCGACUACCGCACCUACCCCAACACCGGCUCUUCCGCCCUGCUCGCGCUUUCGUCGGCGAAUAACUGGGAAAGUGAGAUCGUUAUUUGCGGUGGUGGAGCGUAUCAAGAUACUUCGUCACCGUCUGAUCCGUCAUGUGGUCGUAUCAAGCCUGAGGAUGAUGUUCCAGUUUGGGAGAUGGAUUCCAUGCCCGAGGGACGUGUGAUGGGUGAAUGGGUUAUGUUGCCAACCGGCGACCUCAUCCUCCUCAACGGCUGCAAACUUGGCGCACAAGGGUUCGGACUUGGUCGUGCUCCAGACUAUGGCGCCUUGCUUUACCAACCCAGCAAACCCCUUGGAUCCCGUUGGACCAGUUUGGCGAGUUCGACGAUCGAGCGAUUGUACCACUCCGUUGCUCUGUUGUUGCCCGACGCGACUGUCAUGGUGUCCGGUUCAAACCCAGUUGAACAGCCGAUGUUGGAGCCGGAUGCCGCGAAUCCGUAUGUUACGCGUUUCGAGGUCGAGAUUUUCACGCCCUUCUACGGUAUCACAACGCGCCCCGUCAUCAACUCUCUCUCAUCCUCCACCAUUACGCCAGGCGGCGAUAACUUCACCAUGUCAGUCAACGUCCCCGCCGGCGCCAGCCCAGCAGAUAUCAAAGUCUCCUUGUACCACGAGGGCUUCGUGACGCACAGCGUACACAUGGGUACGAGAUUGUUGUUCUUGGAUAUCACUGUCAGUAAAGAUUUGAGCACGAUUGAGAUUGCGCCGCCGCCGAGUUUGAAUGUCGCGCCCCCGGGACCGUAUAUGGUUUUCUUGAUCGUGGAUGGGGCGCCGAGUGUUGCUGAGAUGGUGAUGGUUGGAUAG